Molecule: messenger RNA, 2813 nt
Organism: Cygnus olor (mute swan)
Lineage: Eukaryota; Metazoa; Chordata; Aves; Anseriformes; Anatidae
Product: serine/threonine-protein kinase Sgk3
Exons: 16
Coding region: 117-1589 (490 amino acids)
Biological process (GO): protein phosphorylation
Molecular function (GO): ATP binding; phosphatidylinositol binding; protein serine/threonine kinase activity
Source: RefSeq, a predicted model, not a curated record
AAUUCAAAUUUUCUCAAGAAGAGCGGCGUAUCUUGGAUCGGCACCGCUGAAGUUACCUUCUGAUCGCAGCACCCGAAGCGCGGUCCUGUAACAAACUUGUCAAAAGAACACGUACAAUGGAUCUCAAAGAAAGCUGCCCAAGCGUUAGCAUUCCCAGCUCUGAUGAACACAGAGAGAAGAAGAAAAGAUUUACUGUUUACAAAGUGUUGGUCUCGGUUGGCAGAAAUGAAUGGUUCGUCCUCAGACGGUAUGCGGAGUUUGAUAAGCUCUACAAUACGCUAAAGAAGCAAUUUCCAACUAUGAACCUGAAGAUUCCAGCUAAAAGAAUAUUCGGAGAUAAUUUUGAUCCCGAUUUUAUUAAACAGAGAAGAGCAGGACUGAAUGAAUUCAUUCAAAACUUAGUUAGACAGCCAGAGCUAUGCAACCACCCAGGCGUCAGAGCGUUCCUUCAGAUGGAUAACCCCAAACACCAGUCGGAUCCAUCAGAAGAUGAAGAUGAAAGGAGUAAUCAGAAGUUAAAUUCUACCUCACAGAAUAUCAACUUGGGACCAUCUGGAAAUCCUCACGCUAAACCAACAGACUUUGAUUUCCUGAAAGUUAUUGGGAAAGGAAGCUUUGGCAAGGUUCUUCUUGCCAAAAGAAAACUGGAUGGGAAAUAUUACGCUGUCAAAGUGCUGCAGAAAAAAAUUGUUCUUAACAGGAAAGAGCAAAAACAUAUUAUGGCUGAACGUAACGUGCUUCUGAAAAAUGUGAAACAUCCAUUUUUAGUGGGAUUACAUUACUCAUUCCAAACAACAGAAAAGCUUUACUUUGUUCUGGAUUUCGUUAAUGGAGGAGAGCUGUUCUUUCACUUACAAAGAGAACGUUCCUUUCCUGAGCACAGAGCCAGAUUUUAUGCUGCUGAAAUCGCCAGUGCACUGGGCUACUUACACUCCAUAAAUAUAGUGUACAGGGAUUUAAAGCCAGAAAACAUUCUCCUAGACUCACUAGGUCACGUUGUGUUGACAGACUUUGGACUUUGUAAAGAAGGGAUUGCAAGUUCUGAAACUACUGCAACUUUUUGUGGGACACCAGAAUAUCUUGCACCAGAAGUCAUUAAAAAGCAGCCCUAUGACAACACGGUAGACUGGUGGUGCCUUGGUGCAGUUCUUUAUGAAAUGCUUUACGGGCUGCCUCCUUUUUACUGCCGUGAUGUUGCUGAGAUGUAUGAGAAUAUUCUUCAUAAGCCCCUGGUUCUGCGUCCAGGAAUCAGUCUCACAGCCUGGUCUAUUCUGGAAGAACUUUUGGAGAAAGAUCGGCAAAGCAGACUCGGAGCAAGGGAAGACUUUCUUGAAAUUCAAAAGCACCCAUUCUUUGAAUCUCUCAGCUGGACUGACCUCCUUCAGAAGAAGAUUCCGCCACCAUUUAAUCCUAACGUGGUUGGCCCAGAUGAUAUUGGGAAUUUUGAUGCCGUGUUUACAGAAGAAAUGGUCCCAUACUCAGUUUGCAUUUCUUCUGAUUACAACAUUGUUAAUGCCAGUGUCCUAGAGGCAGAUGAUGCAUUUGUUGGAUUUUCUUAUGCACCACCUUCUGAAGAUAUGUUUUCCUAGGAAGUUAGAAGCCAACAGUGUUUUGGAAGUCUUGGGAUGAACUGAAAUGUUAGAGUUAUGAACACAUUCCAAAAUAGUGUAACCUGUGCCUCGUUUUGUAUGUAGGUUUAAAACCUAUGAACAAACUUUCUCUGCUGUAUAGGAGGAAUUUGGGCAUUUUGGAUGGCUUUCUUUGGGGUUUGAACUGUUUAUUCCUGCUGCAGAAAAUAUUUUUAAAAACUUUAAAUAAUGUUCUCUACAUUUACGUAUUUUUUUAAGCAAAAACACUGACUGUUCUCCUCAGUCCCUUCAGGUUUACAUUCAUAUGUAUCUAAGAUUAGGCUGGCACAAAAAGCAGCAAAUUUAGUAAAUUUAUAAAUGCCUUUGUACCUAUUUACAGUGACUUUGUGCUUGAAUUGUAACUAUGCAAAUCGUCUUUUGUAUAUCCUGGUUUAAAAAAGGUAAAUGUUUUCCCUGUUUUAUCAGUUUGAAAUUUGUUAACUUACCUGUCAGCACUUAAAUGAAGGUUUAAUUUAAGUUAACACUGAGAUGCUUCGAGGAUUUCUGUAGAAUGAAGAGUUGGGCAUGUAAAACUAGAUCGUCGUUUUUGCAUUUGCUGGAGUACCUAGUUCACUCAACUGGAUUAUCUGAGGCAUGGGGGAUUACUCAAAGCAAGGACAGAACAAAUUAACUGUAUUGAAUUGAUAACAUUACUGAUCAUGUGUUCUACCUUUUUUCCUCCCUGAGAGAAAUGUCUGGAUUUCAACUGCAUUAAAAAUAUUUUUUGUUAAAACUCUGCUUUUCCAAAGAUAUAAUUAGCAAUAAUCACCGCUACUUUGAAAGGCUAUCUUGCUUUAACCUUCCAGGGAUGGGUGGUAAGGGGAUCAUGCCAAAUAUUUAAGCAUUUUUCUCACUGGUAUAUAGUUUGAAACACUAAUUAUGUUCCAAAUCGAUUGUACUUAAACAUUCAUAGCUACUUGUCCUUCUGUCUCCCAUUUUGCACCAUUUUUAAAUCUUCACUUGAUAUUUGGAAAAAGUAAUGUAAAUUACAUUGGUAAUUCCUAGAAUGUGAAAAGCUAUUGUAUUUCUCAUAACAUACACAUGUAUGGACAAACUGAUCAUUCUGAUCAACUUCUGUUUAAGGAAAACUUUUAACAAUGCAAAAACUGACUGCAGUUACAGCGUGUACAAGCCUAUUAUGGUAGUAUUAUAUAUUACCUGUAAAUAACAACUUAUUUUUGUCUG